This is a messenger RNA of Maylandia zebra (zebra mbuna), 1367 nucleotides long. Its product is annotated as GTPase IMAP family member 7. The record is from RefSeq and is a predicted model, not a curated record. Lineage: Eukaryota; Metazoa; Chordata; Actinopteri; Cichliformes; Cichlidae. Gene Ontology annotation, molecular function: GTP binding.
UUCACCUAACAGACUUUGAGUUUUGAAUUUUGGUGAUACUUCUGUCUUCGUCCACCAUGAGCACUCAGGCCGCUGACAGCAUACCUGGUCCAGCAGAAAGUGAGCAGGAGCAGGAGCCGUUGAGGAUCAUGCUUCUUGGAAAAUGUGGUGUAGGCAAGAGCUCGAGUGGGAACACCAUCCUCAAUAAAAUGGUGUUCUGUUCAGAGAUGAAGCUGGCCAGCAUCACUGUUCACUGUGAAAAAGAGUCCGCGGUGGUUGGAGAUGUACCUGUUGAUGUGAUUGACACACCUGGGCUUUUCGAGAAGGGAAGCAACAAGGAGGACAUCAUCCGAGAGAUUCUUCAACGCCUGAAACUCCAGGAACCAGGACCCCACGUCUUUGCAUAUGUUAUUCCUUUAGGAAGGCUGACUCAGGAAGACCAAGACACCCACACGCUGAUUGAAGCAAAGUUUGGCCCAAGAGUGUGGGACUACACCAUCGUGCUGUUCACCCACGGGGAUCGCCUGGAAGACAAAACAAUAAACAACAUCAUUACUGAGAGUGACGAGAACCUCCGCAACUUCAUACGCAAGUGUAGCGGUGGCUUCCACGUCUUCAACAACAAAACCCCGGAGGACCAGAAGCAGGUCACAACUUUUAUGGAGAAGAUCGAGACCCUGGUGGCCCUGAAUGGAGGUAGUUACUACAAGACAGAGCUGUAUCCUGAGAAGGAGAGGAAAAUCAGAAAAAGACAGGAAAGCAUCCUUGCAGAGAGAGAUGAAGAAAUCAGCAAAAAGGAGGGAAAUCUGAGGGAGCAUUACAAGGAUGAAGAGCUAAAGAAGAUGAAGACAAAGCUGUGGAGAAAAGAGGAGGAAAGGGCAAGAAAAGAUGCAGAGAGGGAGUUGUACAGCAAGUCCUACCUCAUGAAGAGCAUCCUGUUACUGGCUGUAUUGUGUCUACUGUUAUGUUGCAAUCUUGGGGUAGCAGCUAAAUGGCUUUGUGUUAUAGGAAUCAUUUUGAUUGUGGUGUCUUUUAAGAUUUUUCCAAUUAUUCCAGGAAAAAUACCAGGUCUUUCUAAGAAAAAGAAAUAGAUGAGCUUUUACUGUGUUAGUGAUUUAUCAUUCAAAUGUGUGACAGAUGAUAUAUCGAAGUGAUUUAAUUAACAAAAAUAAUUUUCAUACAUAUUUGUCUGUCCAUAGUUAGAAAAUAUAGUCAUCUGAUAUCAUCUCAUUGAUCUCAUAUUUAAUCAGAUAACAGAACUGUAAAAAUGCUAAUGAAAACAAUAUUUAAAGUACUACACAAAAGUCUCGGCCGACCACUUUUUCUUUAUAUUUUACUAGGAAAAAAAGUAAAUGCAAGGAUAUGCGGACAUAUACAUGGAAAUACAA